This is a messenger RNA of Xenopus laevis (African clawed frog), 985 nucleotides long. RefSeq names its product NAD(P)HX epimerasen L homeolog (gene naxe.L). Gene Ontology annotation, cellular component: mitochondrion; extracellular region. Gene Ontology annotation, molecular function: NAD(P)HX epimerase activity. The transcript is spliced from 6 exons. The record is from RefSeq and is a predicted model, not a curated record. The coding region runs from base 42 to 920 and encodes 292 amino acids. NCBI's taxonomy places the organism in Eukaryota, Metazoa, Chordata, Amphibia, Anura, Pipidae.
UCUUUUUCUAUAUACCGGAAGUGGUGCUUGACAGUUUCCGGAUGUACGGGCUCCGCACUCUGUUUAGCUUGGGCCUGCUGGUCGGGGGUACACGACUGGGCGCACGGGUAGCGCAAGUUGGAGCCCUUGGCGAGACGUGUGCGCGGGGUCAGGGACUGGCAGGAGACGGAAGCUCUGGGUGCAGACACUACAGAAGUGGGUCAGCCAACAUGGCAGGGGGUCUGAAAUAUCUGAGUCAGGAGGAAGCCCAGGCAGUGGAUGAAGAGCUGUUUAAUGAAUAUAAGUUCAGUGUUGACCAACUCAUGGAACUAGCAGGACUUAGCUGCGCUGUCGCUAUAACCAAGGCCUAUCCAGUCAGUUCAUUCACAUCAAACUUGCCAACGGUAUUGGUGGUGUGUGGUCCUGGGAACAACGGAGGAGAUGGUCUGGUCUGUGCCCGACACCUCAAGCUUUUUGGCUAUGAACCAGCUAUACAUUACCCGAAGCGCCCAAACAAGACGUUAUUUGAAAACCUAACAACGCAGUGUCAGAAAAUGGACAUUCCAUUUCUCUCAGAGUUUCCACGUGAGCCCGAAGUAAUCGAUGGAGCCUAUAACCUGGUUGUGGAUGCCAUUUUUGGAUUCAGCUUUAAAGGGGCCGUGCGAGAGCCCUUUGGGAAUAUUCUGAGUACUUUGAAGCGCGUCACUGUACCCAUCGCAAGUGUGGACAUUCCAUCAGGAUGGGACGUGGAGAAGGGGAACUCAGAGGGGAUACAGCCCGACAUGCUUAUUUCGCUGACUGCUCCCAAAAAAUCAGCCGUGCACUUCAAUGGGCGCUACCACUUCCUGGGUGGAAGAUUUGUCCCUAAGGCACUAGAGAAAAAGUACAACCUCAAUAUCCCACAAUACCCUGGGACUGAAUGUGUCCAGAAGUUGCCUUAAAAACCAAAUAGGGUUCUUGGUAUUUGUAGCCAAUCAUGUUUAUCAAUAUAAAGUCUUUAUCAUAA